Molecule: messenger RNA, 3797 nt
Organism: Columba livia (rock pigeon)
Lineage: Eukaryota; Metazoa; Chordata; Aves; Columbiformes; Columbidae
Product: fibronectin type III domain-containing protein 9
Exons: 2
Coding region: 629-1300 (223 amino acids)
Molecular function (GO): protein binding
Source: RefSeq, a predicted model, not a curated record
UAAAAAGGAGAGAGAGAGAGAGUUACUCGUUGCUGAUGUCAUUAAAGUGCUAACAUUAAUCACUCACAGCAUCACUGGUACAGACACAAGAGCAUAUAACAGGGAUGUUCAGGCAGUACGCUGUCCAAGGGGAGGCAAGCAGGAGAGGGAAGAAAAAGACAUUAUUUUUUCCCCUGUAUGCUCUUUGAAAAGCAAGGCGACAGCACCUCUAGACAAGAUGUGCUCUUGCGUGAAUUUAAGUGGAAGAGACAAAGAAACCAUGCCACCAGCAGCAUCAGGGAAAAGAACUGAAAGCACCAAGCAAUGAAAAUUCAGUCCAGGGAAUCUGAGGGGAAGAACAAGCAAACUGGCAAGCAGAGAUCAGGCAGGAAACAACUCGUGUGAAAAGGAUACAGAAAACUUAGUUGCUUAUAUCAUUUUCGCAGCAGCAUCACCAUAUGAAAAUUCUGUUCUGAAAUUUCCGUCAGGAAGGGACGAGCACUACUGAUUAAGAUCCGCACAACACCUACAGUGCUGCAACUUCUCAGUUACAUCCCUGGGAAACGAACAUCUCCACCUUCCACAGCGAGAUCAGCAUCGAGAGGAACAAACAAACAAGCACACACAAACCUACCUAAGCAACAUCUCGAUGGGAAUAAUCGUCCAAAACAUCACAGGAAACACGGCACUGGUGAUUUGGCCAAAAAUGGCCAGUUGUGCCGACAGCUUUUACAGCGUCAUGUACCACCCUAACUGGAACAGCAUGCUGGCGAGUUACUCGAGAAAAAGCUUCCAGAAGGAGGAGAGGGUGCCGGCCAGCCGCUCCUCCUUCCUUGUUGAAAACCUGACUCCUCUGACAACAUACAUCGUGUGUGUGACCUGCCAGUCCGCCAACCCCUCCACAGACCAGUGUCGAGUUUUUAACACGCUGGAACGAGACCCGGCAUCUGCGAGCAACACCAAGAAAGAGCUGGCGCUGGGCAUCUGGCUCACCAGCAGCAUCCUGCUCCUCAUCAUCGCCGCCAUCCUCCUCUACGGCUGCCUGCAGCUCCUGUGCCGCCGGAGACGAGAGCGUUUGCAAGGGCAAAAUGGGACCUCAGAAGAAGACCACGGGACGGCGUGGACCAAAAGCACGGUGCACAUCUCGGAGGAGCUCGGCACGCAGAGCCAGCUGACGCAGGACAGCGAGGAAAAGCAUCCAGGUGGCAUUCAGCUGGCCACAAUCAUAGAGAAUCCCUCAGCAUGCAAGAAGCCCGUCAUGCUGACUUCCAAAAGGCGGGAACAAGUGCUAACGACAGGACAGUGCUCUGCUGUAAACUAGAAACCUUUUGUCAGGGAGGAGAUUUUUACUGUGUAUGACAUCCUCCGGUUUCACACCCUUUUCCAAAAGCCCACACCCAGCCAGAGGCACUCGAAGGCAAAGGUUCUGAUUCCCAAUAAACUAGUAAUUUGGCCACACACUGUUAUUUAAAAAUUAUGCAUGUAGCAAACAAUCUGUUUAUAUUUUGAAGUGACUUUUUGUGUUGCUUUUUUUAAAUCUAAAACAGCAAAGAAAUACAAAAAUUAAUCAAAAGUGGUGAAGAUACUUUUUUUUUUGCUAGCCUAAGUUAAAACUCAGUAGAAGUUUUCAGAUGGCAACCCAGACUGCUACGCUACAGGCAACUGGAACAUACACCCCGAGUGCAGUAGUUUGCCACGGUGAGUGUCACCCCCACAAUCCCACUGCUUCUCAAACUACACGCUACAAGUUACUACACUUGCACUACGCGCUCUGCCGACAACGGUUUUCCUCAUAGCUCCUGUGUGAACAAGGCCAGUCUCAGCGCAUAAGCUAAACUCACCGGGACUUUAACAGUAUAGUUUCACCUAUCUUCGAAACUUCCCUUCAGUCUGAAAACAAGAUUGUGACUCAUUCUGCGCUCUCCCACACCCACCACAAGGUACCUUCUGCUCCAUAGGCAAGUGACUCCCUGUAGAGGAAAGAGAGGUCAGAGAAGCAGCUCCCGGCCUUCCUUCUCUCUUCCAGUUUCAAUGGCAAAACUCAUUCACCCAGUACAAAUUUCUAUCCAACCGCAGAGUGAAUUUUGUGUGAUGAAUGGGGAAGGAAUUAAAAAUAUGGCAAAACAUAUUCUAUUUUUGUAACAAUCAAAUCUGCCAUUUCAACUCACUUUGCCUUGGGCUUCAUGGCAAAGUGCAAAGAAAGGGCCUUUGGACAGAAAUCUGUUCACUCUCACAACACGAUGCAUCUUGUCUAGCUUAUGUGUAUCAGUCAUCCUGUUUUAAAUCCCUUAAGUGCAUUUGUGUUCCAUAAAAACAUAAUAAAUUUAGUAUUGCUGUAUAAUACUGUAUUUCUAAAAAACAAAGAUAUGCUGUGACUGCAGGCAUUUUAAACUGCUGUUGUUACGAACGUGAGCAUAAAGUCAGCUCUUGUUGCCACGGGUGGUUGUACCUGCAAGGGCUGGAGAACCGUGGGUUUGGCAGCUGCCACCCCUUUCCACCGCACCCGGGAAGCCAAGGAGUCUACAAUUUUGGCAAGAGAGCACCCGCUGAAUAUUCUACAGCAGGCAGUGGGUCUUUUCAGCUACUGUAUUUUGACAACAUUUCCCAGAACGUGUGAAAGACAUCAACUCUUGCACUGCAAGGAAGACACGAGCCGGCACAAGUUUGAUGUGUCGUCUUGACUUUUUUCUACUAGGACAGGUAUGACACACAGAAACACAUGCUGAAAGGAGGCGAGCAUUCCAUUUUUAGAAAACACUUCAAAAGGCAUCUUUAUUGUGUUAUGUUAGCAAUAGCGUGCUCUCCACCCCUUAGACAUUAAUAGCAUUUCCUCCAACUGACACGUUUUUCUUCGUCUUACACACCAGUCUUAGAUAAACUGUGAAGACGACAACAGUUCACUGCUGUUGAAAAACUCUCUUCAGACCAUGAAACCGACACUACGGGUUUAUUGCCAAAAAGGGGUGGGCUGGGUGGCAGGGAUAUAAAAAAUGCUUUAAAAUGAUCUUGUAAUCAAAUUAAUGGUAACACUUCUCUGACUAGAAUUUCAUAGAAAAGAGAAGAUUAUUUUAAAGGGAUGGAGCCAAGAGACAUACAUUCUCAUCUCUGACAGCAUCUUAGGCCCUUGAAAACCCGUUUAUUUCUCUGGAUCUCUGUUUCUUUAUGUGUGUUUUAAGGCAGUCCAUUACAUAUAUUUACAUGCAUUUAUAUGUUGUGCACACAUGUAUAUACGAUACUGAGAACAAGGACCAAUUUGGUCUUAAAGAAGUGUUGAAGUUUUAAAAUUCACCUACUGAAUUUUGUUAUUUAUGCAUAAACACACAUAUACAAAAAGACACACACACACACACACAUAUAUAUAUCAGAUUGAGAAGGCAAGGAGCUACGAUGGUAGUGUCCCUAGGAAUGGGAUUUACUUCAUUUAAAUAUAAAUCCAUUCCACCCAAGGAGUCUACUGUGCAUUCCUCAGAUAAAUAUUUAUAUCACCCGCCGAGCAAUGGACCAUCUCGCACCUGCCGCAGAUGAGUAACACGUAAGGAUUUUCUGCCAUUUGACUUCUCCACUAGCUUUGAAGAACUCGUGACAUCACUUGUCCGUAGAGCUACACUUCUCUAUGUCUCUUGGUCAGAAAGUUUUACUACAUAUUCAUUCAGGUUCAUUCUGGCUAUUCUGUGUUUUGGUUGUUCACUGCCCAGUUUUAAGAGUGAACUUGUAAGGGGCAAACAUUUUAAGUGAUUACUAAACUGAUAAUAAGAUGCAACAUCACGCAAACUGAUGUUAAUUUGCACACCAGCAGUAAAUAAAAACCUUUAUAUUCA